UCCCCUAACACUCUCUUUAGUGACUUAAAAGUUUAAACGCUCCGUUUUGAGACCGUAACUUCUCCGUUCCCAAACCCUUCACUGCACUGCACAUCGGUUUGUAUCCUUUUCUUUCAUUCCGCCUCUGAAAACCCUAGAUUCCUUUCUCCCAAUUCUCAAACUCCCAAUUUCGCCCCGUAAUCCCGCAAUCGAUAACAAAAAAUUGGAAUUAAGAGAGAGGAGUAUAACCUUGAAGCUCCGAAAAUGGUGGGAGCAGGAGGGAGCAGGAGGGAGGAUGCACCACCAUCACUGAACAGCACCAACGUCUUCGCCGCGCUUAGUAGCUUGAAGAAGAAGAAGAGCACAAGCAGCAGCAAGAUCAAGGAGCAGAGAAGAGGAGGAGGCGAAGUGACGCCGGAGAAGAAGGAAGUAUUCUGGGCUCCGGCUCCUCUGACGGCGAAGUCAUGGGCGGACGUUGACGAUGAAGAUGACGACGAUUACUACGCCACCACGGGUCCUCCUGACUCAUCUUGGGGCGCCGCCGUGAGUUCCGAGAAAGCCAAUGACAGUGAUGCUGCCGCAGAUGUGGAAAGUGAGAGUGAUGAAGAAGAAGGUAUCUAUAACGUAGAAGAUGAUGCAGAAGAGGAACACAAAAAUGAUGCAGAAGUACCAACAGAAGCUGAAGCCGUUGUUAAGAAGCUUCCUGAACCCUCAUUGGCUACCAAAGAAACAGAAAGACAGCUUUCUAAAAAGGAAUUAAAGAAAAAAGGGCUUGAAGAGCUUGAAGCUGUUCUGGCUGAGCUAGGAUAUACACCAAGAGAGUCCACUGGCCAGGAUGAUUCCCACGGUGCAGAGAAGAAAGAGGACUGCAAUGGUGCCUUGGAAAAGAAGGAGAAUGCUACUGGGGAAAGCAAAAGUGCAAGAAAGAAGAAGAAGAAGGAGAAAUCUUCAAAGGAGCAGAAAGAAUUGGAAGAUCAAACGGAUGCUGGAAAUACAACAUCUGAAACUACUGGCCCAGAAAAGGUAGAGGAUGCAAAUGCAGGUGAUGUUAAAGAGCGGCUCAAGAAAGUUGCUUCCAUGAAGAAGAAAAAGUCAAGUAAGGAGAUGGAUGCUGCUGCACGCGCUGCUGCAAGCGAGGCUGCUGCAAGAAAUGCAAAGCUUACUGCCGCCAAGAAAAAAGAGAAGGCUCAUUACAAUCAGCAGCCAGUGCGGUAAACAGAGUAGUGGCGAAGUAUUUGUAUCUUUUCUCUUGUUGUAAACUUUUGUCUUCUUCUAUUCAUUCUCUUUUAUGGUUAAAUGCAAAUCACCUACCACCACAACUUUAGACUUUUGGGCAAAUCACUCCUUAAAGUUUUGAUCUUUGUAAUUUACUCUGAUUGAGCUUUAAACAUUUAACAAUUUUCAAAAGUUUUAUAACUAAUUACACUGCAUGGUUUGGAAACUAAAAUCUGAACAUCAUGGCAUGUGUGCUGUUAAAAACUUAAAAAUUUAAAUAUAUUGAAAAAUGUUUAAAGCUGAAGCAGGUAAAAUUGCAAGAAUAAAGGGGCUAGUUUGCCUUAAAGUCCAACUUCUGCUAUUUGCAAUUAUUUGACCCUUUUUAAUCACAUAUGACUUUAUGGUCUUUUCAUUUA
Molecule: messenger RNA, 1610 nt
Organism: Arachis duranensis
Lineage: Eukaryota; Viridiplantae; Streptophyta; Magnoliopsida; Fabales; Fabaceae
Exons: 3
Coding region: 244-1194 (316 amino acids)
Source: RefSeq, a predicted model, not a curated record